This is a messenger RNA of Colletotrichum fioriniae, 2043 nucleotides long. The record is from RefSeq and is a predicted model, not a curated record. Lineage: Eukaryota; Fungi; Ascomycota; Sordariomycetes; Glomerellales; Glomerellaceae.
AUGCCAGAAAAUGACGGUCUAAUGAGGAUAUUCUGGCCGACGGACAUCCAGCGCUCCGACCUGCCUGGCGUCGUCGUGGGAUGGAGGAACUCGAGUCUGGAUGUCUUCGUCGUGGCCAUUCUCGACGAUGUCGAUGCCGGCCAUGUCGAAUUCGCCCUCAAGAUCGGCACCCUUUUUCGAAACUCCCCACACCCCGUCAAUAGCAUCUACGAACGAUGCGGCCACAAUGCGAUGCACGUCCUCGGUCUGACGAACCCUAGCGAAGCCGUCGUACUCGAUCCCUCCCUCUUCAUCGCGACCACGCCAGCCGGCGCAAAGUCGCCCCGAAUCGCUUGCGCAAAGGCCCUCAGCAUCCAGAUCAUACUCUACGACCGACCGCGCCCCAGCAGAAUGCAGUACAUCUCGCUGAACCCCAUCUCGCUCGCGCUUGGGAACAAGGAGGCCCCGGGCCUACCGCCGACAGAACACAUGGCUGAAGAGCGGCAAGAGCUCAAGGUGAAGGAGGAAAAGAGAAAAUUGGUGGAAAAGCUGAAACAACACACCAUAAUCAAGCGGUCUCCGUCGCCAAAAGAGAGAGCCCUACCAAAAAUUGUGAACCAAAUCAACUGGUCAUGGGAGCUUGAGCAGCUGUUGCAGAAGAACAUCUCCCGAAUCGGCACCCGACCCAAGCGAUCUCUGAGCGUCUCGGAGCGAGUGGUGGAGCAUGCGACAUCGAUGCGGAAUUUCAUCUGGGACCUCUUGAUCUUCUACCUGCUUCCGCUGAUUCAGUGGGGUUUUGUGUACAUGCUCAUGGGUCACAGGGCGGUCGCCGAGUUGCUCCUUCAAAUCUUGGAAUUCCGACUGAGAGACGACUACCUAGCUUUGAAGGACAUAUCGGCAACGGCGCAACAAGUAGAGAUUCGACUGCAGCAGUUUUGCUAUUGGCCCAUGCAGUACACCACUUUGCGACAGCGCAAGAAUGAUUGGGAGAGCGUCACGACCAGUCACCCUGACUAUAUACGGUUUUACAACAGCCUAUGGCUCGUCGCCAACGAUGUCAUCAUUGGUAUUGCGUUGGGCUCCUACAUCAUUGACAACGCCGAGUGGGCCGCCAACGCAAUCAGCGAGCUUCUGAGGGUGUACACGGUCGAGGCGCUUCAACGAAGUAUAUCGUGGCUCAUGGGAUGGCCUGCGGGUUUGAAGCUGAAUAGCGAGUUGGCUCUCUUCCUAGGAGACCUUUUCCUCUGGGUCAUUGACUACUGGUCAAACUGCAUCGCGACGCUUCAGCCAUUAUUGCCUCACAUUAUAUGGUUCAUUGGCUUUUCUAGCUUCGCUGGAGCCAGCAUGCCCAUCGCCAUGUUCUCCGACCUGCUCUCCAGCUUGACCGUUCACAUUUACUCCUUUUAUCUGGCAUCUGCCCGGAUCUACCAUUGGCAACUCACGAUACUCAUCUCGCUCUUUCACCUGUUCCGUGGCAAGAAGCACAAUGUACUGCGCAACCGUAUCGACUCGUGCGACUACGACCUCGACCAGCUUCUCGUGGGCACCAUCCUCUUCACCCUGCUCUUCUUCCUCCUCCCGACCGUGGUGGUGUUCUACUUGAAUUUCGCCGUCGCGCGAAUGGUCAUCAUUUCGCUAAAGGCUGUUUUUGAUACACUUCUCUCUUGCGGCAUCCGUUUUGAACUUCGAGAUACCCUUGACUAUAGACUUAAUAAUACUUCCAACGAGCCACCGACCUCGGUCAUCUACCUCAAGUCCAUCCCUCUCACCUUCCGCGCCAUGUUCCACCAGUACUUCCAGAUGGGCAACCGCAUCCGCAAGCACUACCUCUCCCCCACGGUGGUGCUCUGUCUGGUGACGGGCAAGUUCGUCCCGCCGCUCAACCGCAAGAACCUAUACAGCCUGCAGUACAGCAUGCUCCCCGCGCGCCGCGCGAGCUUCCGCCAGAUGUGGGACGCCAUCACGACGGUGCAGCCCAGCAGGAAGCCCGUGCCGUUUGUGACGAAUGGGAAAAGGUAUCCCACGGGGAUCGGGGGCGGGGGGAGGACGAGGUAUCAUCACUAG